CUCUCAAAAUGUCUCGACCGGGCUAGUUUCGCUGUUUGAAACUCUAACGCCUGUGCUAAUGGGCAACACGUCCGAUCUCGCCGUGAGAAACAAUUCGCUGCUGUUCGCCACCGGAGAGAUGGCACUCUCGACGGGGCACAUCAUAUAUGGACUUGUGCAGUGCGUGCGUUAUCUAACAGCAACCGAUUGCCGGACAUGCCUGCAGGAUUCGGUGGAUCAGAUCACCAGGGAUCCUCUGAAAGGGAGGAGGGGAGGAAGGACGUUGGGGACGUGGUGCAAUAUGAGAUAUGAGUUUUACAAGUUUUACAACGGUUCGUCCAUGCUGCAGCUUCCUUCUGCUCAGCCGCCGUCGCCGUCGCCGUUGCCGUCGCCACAUGGAGGUGAGACAAACCCCGAGGAGAUUACAAAUGUUGAAUCUAUAUUGUUUGAUCUAUCUACACUUAAAGUAGCAACAAUGAAUUUCUCUGAACGUAACAAGCUUGGUGAAGGUGGCUUCGGAUCAGUUUAUAAGGGAUUGCUACCUGAUGGACGUGAAAUAGCAGUGAAAAGGCUAUCAAAAGGAUCGAGGCAAGGGCUUAAUGAGCUAAGAAAUGAACUUAUUCUAGUUGCUAAACUCCAGCACAAAAAUCUUGUAAGACUACAUGGUAUUUGUCUUGAGGAACAGGAGAUGUUGCUCGUUUACGAAUAUUUACCCAACAAAAGCUUAGAUACCAUUCUCUUUGAUCCAGCAAAAAGUGAACUACUGGACUGGGAGAAAAGAUACAAUAUAAUAGAAGGAAUUGCUCGUGGCCUACUUUACCUACAUGAAGACUCCCAACUAAAGAUCAUUCAUAGGGAUCUUAAAGCUAGCAAUAUAUUGUUAGACGCAAAUAUGGCUCCAAAAAUAUCAGACUUUGGCUUGGCCAGGCUGUUUGAAGGAGAAGAGACUUACGGGAUGACAAUUCAUGUUGUUGGAACAUGUGGAUAUAUUGCUCCAGAAUACGGAAUGCAUGGACAUUUCUCAUUCAAGUCUGACGUCUUUAGUUUUGGAGUACUAAUUUUAGAGGUUAUAACAGGAAGGAGCAUUGGUUUCUUCAAUGUUGAGCUUGAUGAAUACCUUUUAAGCUAUGUUUGGGAGAAUUGGAAGAAUGGAACAAUCUUGAAGAUUUUGGACCAAGCUUUGUGCAAACCAUUUCAAAACAGUGAAGUCAUAAAAUGCAUUCAAAUUGGACUUCUUUGUGUGCAAAAGGAUCCAGCUCAAAGGCCUACCAUGACACAAGUGAUUGUGAUGCUCACUAGUCAUUCCGUGUCUCUUAAAACUCCUUCUUCACCAGCUUUCUUUGUGGAGAGAAGUGGCGUCAAACAUAGUACACUUUCAGGGAAAUCUAACAUGCAAGGGGAAGACCAUCACAACUCUCCUAACAAGUUUAUCCCAAUGUCACCUAAUGAACUGACAAUUUCAGAGGUAGAUCCUAGAUAAGAAAAGUGAAGGUAUAGUUGCUUAUUAUCUAAAAUUCUUGUAAAAAAUGGCAACAACUGCUCAUCCUUAUGCAUUUUUAUGUGAGUGAGAGAUAAAUAAUUAAAAUUGAAGGACAUUUGAUCAUAAAAAUAUGGCACGGUACA
Phalaenopsis equestris is the source of this 1602-nucleotide messenger RNA. Its product is annotated as cysteine-rich receptor-like protein kinase 6. Lineage: Eukaryota; Viridiplantae; Streptophyta; Magnoliopsida; Asparagales; Orchidaceae. The transcript is spliced from 6 exons. The record is from RefSeq and is a predicted model, not a curated record. Bases 59 to 1459 code for a protein of 466 amino acids. Gene Ontology annotation, molecular function: ATP binding; protein kinase activity. Gene Ontology annotation, biological process: protein phosphorylation.